AAGUGUCAAGAUGAAAAAAAACUGGAAACUUAUUGGAACCUUAUUCGAAGUCACAAUGGAAAGGUUUGUAGUGACAGCACCACCUGCUCCAAACCAUUCUAAGAUUGCUUUGUAUGGGACUCCCCUGGAUCCAGCCACUGACUUUGAGUUUCGAAGUGAGCUGCACAAAGACAGAGGAAAACUCUGCUGCACUUCUUACAUCGUGGUUCUGAAUCAUGUUUGCAAGUCCACCAUUAGUGACCACCUUAAGUCAAAGACUCAUACCAAGAGGAAGGCAGAAUUUGAAGAGCAGAAGGUGAGGAAGAAGCAGAGGCUCCUAACUGCAUCCCUUCGGUGCAAAAUUACUGUGCACACAGAGAGUGUUCUCUGGCACUUUAUGAAAAUGUGCCUAGAAGCCAACAUCCCUCUUGAGAAGGCUGAUCACCCAGCAAUCUGUGCUUUCCUGUCUUGUCAUAAGAAGAAUGGAGGCUCCAUACCUAAGUCAGACCAGCUGAGGAGAGUAUAUCUGCCUGAUGGACAGAAGAACGAGAGCCAACUCGUCAAUUCACAAGGUUGUUGA
Molecule: messenger RNA, 559 nt
Organism: Lynx canadensis (Canada lynx)
Lineage: Eukaryota; Metazoa; Chordata; Mammalia; Carnivora; Felidae
Product: CGG triplet repeat-binding protein 1-like
Biological process (GO): regulation of transcription by RNA polymerase II
Cellular component (GO): nucleus
Molecular function (GO): double-stranded DNA binding
Source: RefSeq, a predicted model, not a curated record